Molecule: messenger RNA, 1020 nt
Organism: Aspergillus alliaceus
Lineage: Eukaryota; Fungi; Ascomycota; Eurotiomycetes; Eurotiales; Aspergillaceae
Exons: 2
Coding region: 1-1020 (339 amino acids)
Source: RefSeq, a predicted model, not a curated record
AUGGCCAGUGCCAAACGACACUGGUCUGGACGUAGCCCAGCGGCAGCUACUGUCGAAAGGAAACGCGUUUGCUUUUGCCUUGAGGACAAAGGUGGGCAGGUACUGAUUCAGAGGAACUGGCAAAACGUUAAUCAGGAGCAUUAUGACACAAGAACCGUGCACCCGAGGGAGGUGCUGCGCCAGGUUGCCGACUCAAUGAAUUGGCAGCGAAAUGAACUUUCUGUCACCCUCCCUGCGCACACUACGUGGAGGGCUGCCAUCCGAGCUGCCGAAGCAGCCCUCGGCGAUAUUGAUGAACCGAUGCUUUUAAUGCCUCGCGGAACUGGGAACCGUCGAGUACUUCGGGAGAUGGCACGCCUAUCAGCUUCGGAAUCGCCCUCGGGAAACGGUUUAGGUCUCCCAAUUCGAACAACUAUCGAUCUAAAAACGGUGGAACCCCGCCCGCCGCUGAGUACAGCAGCUCGCGAACGUCUCCGCAAGAUGGCUGAAGAGGCUGCCAAUACGGAAUUUCGAGAUCCGUACGUAUCACUUCGGCCGAAAUUAGGAGAAAGUUUCCUUCCUAUUGUUCGUGCAGAUCUUGUUUUACGAGGGGUGGACAGCAACGACACCGACCCUCUCUGCAAGCUUGAAGGGAUUGAUAUGAUAUUCGAUGCGGGAGCCCAUCGGACCAUUAUUGUGGAAGACCUGCUCUCCGCUUCUUUCCAAGAAUAUCUCAAGGGAUCGGUUCACGAUCCAUACCGCUCGAGCGAUGGUUCGGUCCUACAGGUUAGCGUUACUAUGGCUUUUACAAAUUGCCCUGUGGUUAUUGAAACUGUUGCCGUUAUUAUACCGAAAGCCAAGAUGCCGAACGAGCGGGUUGGAGUAUUAUUCGGACAAUCCUCAUGCAUUGAUCGACUUAGCCUUCGGAGUAUACCUCGGCGGAUGCUACUUGCAAAGGGGGCGGUGGUCUCAGACGAAUUCUGGGGGGAUAUUGUGGCGGAGGAGUAUCUCAACCUGGACGAUGAAAUUGUCUCUCUCUGA